AUGGUCGUCCUCUUCGACCAAGCGCGCAGCUUCGGGAGGGACGCACAUGGAGCGGCCGGCUCAGACGCCGUGACUCAGGGGCCGACGAGGGCGUCCCGGGAGCGCGAGCUGCUCCGGGCUCAUUUGGCAGCUCGGACCUGGACUGCGCGCCACGCUCCGGGGCCGUUCGCCCUGGCUCCCGCUUCUGCUGUCACCGGGCCUGGGGACCCCGGAGCGCCCGGCUCCCGGGGGCUGCCCACCAGCUGCGAGGAGAGCCGUCGAGGGACCGCGGCGGGAGCGCUCUGCCCGCGGGACCGCACGGAGGCCGCAGGUAACGCAGACUUUGGGGGUUCAGGGGUAUCGUUAGAUCGCAGCCCUGCUGGGUGCCCCGGCGGUUCCCACCCUGAGAUCCAGGGAACCCCGGCAUCAGGGCGUGGGGGUGCGGUGUGUGCUCCGGGGAUCCAGGAGGUAGGGGCUGCCGGCUUCCAGCUGCGGCGCUCCGAGGCUGAGCGCGGGUAG
This is a messenger RNA of Rangifer tarandus platyrhynchus (Svalbard reindeer), 498 nucleotides long. The record is from the annotation of a GenBank genome assembly. NCBI's taxonomy places the organism in Eukaryota, Metazoa, Chordata, Mammalia, Artiodactyla, Cervidae.